This is a messenger RNA of Phytophthora nicotianae INRA-310, 5867 nucleotides long. RefSeq lists its product as hypothetical. Lineage: Eukaryota; Oomycota; Peronosporomycetes; Peronosporales; Peronosporaceae. Gene Ontology annotation, molecular function: ATP binding; ATP-dependent chromatin remodeler activity; DNA binding. The record is from RefSeq and is a predicted model, not a curated record. Gene Ontology annotation, biological process: chromatin remodeling. Bases 221 to 5776 code for a protein of 1851 amino acids. The transcript has a single exon. Gene Ontology annotation, cellular component: chromatin; nucleus.
ACGAAAGGUUACGUUCUGGAAAUAGAUUUCGUAACCAUUUCCCAAAAGGGGUACAAUUCCGAAGCACUGGAUGGAAUUAUGAUGCAUCUUCAGAGAAGAGGGGCCGGCAGUUUGGAGGGCUGCCAGCGUUGAGCGACAACUUUUCCGCACGAGAGACGGGAAGAGACAAGGGCGCGACCACACUCACUCUCCACCCCCUUUCCUCCCCCUUCGGCCCGCCAUGGCCACGCCCGACCCCACGCCCUACUGCGUGUGCCAGCAGACCGACGGUGCUGGCAUCAUGAUCGAGUGCAUCCGCGGCUCAGGAGGAUGCAACGGAUGGGUACAUCCGAGCUGUUGCGGCCUCAUACUGACGCAAGAGGAGCUCGAGGCGCUGGACGCGUACGUCUGCCCGCUGUGUGAGAAACCUGACGACGACUUCACCAAGCUGACGGCCUUCAACACGAGCCUGGCCAACCGCCAGGCCAAGCGCGAGCGUAAGCGCAAGUUGCAGCCGGCCAAGCCGGUUAAGAAGCCGUGGAUCUGUGCGGCCUGCCAGCAUCCGAAUCGCGACCGCCGGACGCGCGAGUGUGAGGCCUGCCACACCCGUCGCGUCAUGACCAAGAAGCCCAGAGACAAAGAUCUAAACGACGACGAGAAGUCCCGGCUGCUGGCCGAGCAGCUACAGGACGACCGUCGUCACAGUAAACGCUCGGCCAAUAGAAAGAGAAAGUCUUACCACGUUCCCAACUCGGACGAGGACAUCGCAAGCUCGGACAGUGACAAUUACAAGAAGAAGCAUAAGAAACACAAGAAGCGGCCGAGAGACGACGACUCGGAAUCCGACGAAGCCGAGUUCCAGCUGGACACGAGCAAGCUUAAGCAGGAGGCCAAGCCGGCCGAAGACCAGGCCGCAGUGGCCACCAUGGUGAUCGACAAGAUCAUGGGCGUACGACAGCGAGAGGUCGUGGAGCCGGCUCCCGUACCGCCGGCCGACUCGGUCAGCGCCAAUUUGUUCGCCAAUCGGCCGGCCAAGACGUCGAUCACUGAGUAUCUCAUCAAGUGGAAGGGAUUUGCCUACAUGCACGCGUCGUGGGAGACCAAGCAAGUGCUGCUGGAUCUGGACCCUCUUACGAACAAGCAGAAGAUCAAACGUUUCCACGAGAAGGAGCAGCAUCGGCUACAGUAUCCACACCGUCAAACUGGCAAUCUGGACGAGGAUUCCCUUGCGGUUGAUGAGUUAGAGUACUUUAACCCAGAGUAUUUGGAGAUCCACCGUAUUAUCGCUCACCGCCAGGACGCUCCGAUGCCUCCAGACCCCAAUUUCCCGGAUGCUCCAGUGGACGACGGUAUGCGCUACUACAUCAAGUGGCGGAUCUUGCCGUACACUGAGGCCACGUGGGAGCGAGCGUGCGAUAUCAAGGACGACGCCGCUCUGGCCAAGUAUAAGGCGUCGAUUGUUGUGCCUGACGAGGAAGUGUGGAAGCCACGACCGCGGCCAAGUAUUCGUGAGUACCGCAAACUGGAGGAAUCGCCUAAAUUCGGCGAGGAUCAGUCGCUCUCGCUUCGUGCUUAUCAACUAGAAGGUCUCAACUGGUUGCUCUGGAAUUGGUACAACGAACGACCGAGUAUCUUGGCAGACGAGAUGGGACUGGGUAAGACUAUCCAGACAUUGUCGUUCCUGAAUCUUCUUCGGGAUGAUCCGAAGAUUAAAAUCCGUGGCCCGUUCUUGAUUGUGGCUCCAUUAUCGCUAAUCGUGCAGUGGCAGAACGAGUGUGAAAUGUGGACCACGAUGAACUGCGUCGUGUAUCACGGCAACAGCGCGUCACGUGAGAUUAUUCGUGACUAUGAGUUCAACUAUCUGGAUGACAAGCUGCGUCCUGACAAGAAGAAGGCCUACCGCUUUAACAUUCUGGUGACAACGUACGAAGUGGCAAUUAAGGACAUUGCUGUGCUCUCGAAGAUCCAUUGGCGCUGUCUUGUAGUGGACGAAGCGCAUCGUUUGAAGAACCAGUCUUCACGACUUGUAGAGCAGAUGCGCUCGCUGCGUCGAGAUCACUGUGUGCUGCUCACGGGUACUCCUCUGCAGAACAAGACGGAGGAGUUAUGGGCGUUGCUGAACUUUCUGGACUCGAGAUCAUUCCCUAGUGUUUCGGAUUUCCUCGAGAAGUUUGGCGACCUGCAUGAGGCUCAACAAGUGGCUGAUCUACACAAGAUGCUGAAGCCGUAUCUGCUGCGUCGUGUGAAGGAGGACGUCGAGAAGUCUCUACCCCCGAAGGAAGAGACCAUCGUUGAAGUGGAGCUCACUCCGGUACAGAAGCAAUGGUACCGUGCGAUUUACGAGAGAAACACGGCCUUCUUGAACCGUGGUGGCAACCCACGCAACGUCCCGAACCUCAUGAAUGUCAUGAUGGAACUCCGCAAGUGUUGCAACCAUCCGUACUUGAAUAACGGCGUUGAAGAGAUCCUGAAUGAAGGACUGACGACUGAUACUCAGCGUCACGAGAUGAUGGUCAAGUGUUGCGGCAAGAUGGUGCUGAUCGACAAGUUAUUGCCACGUCUGAACGAUGGAGGACACAAGGUAUUGAUAUUUAGUCAGAUGGUGCGUGUGCUGGACAUUAUCGAGGACUAUCUGCGUUACUGCGGAUACCUGUACGAGCGAUUGGAUGGUAAUAUUCGUGGAAACGACCGCCAAGCUGCUGUGGAUCGCUUUGUCAAGCCAGAGUACAAGCGGUUUGUGAUGCUACUAUCGACCAAAGCUGGUGGGUUGGGACUCAACUUGACCGCUGCAGACACAGUUAUUAUCUUUGACAGUGACUGGAACCCUCAGAACGAUCUGCAAGCUCAAGCUCGUGCGCAUCGUAUUGGUCAGACUCACUCGGUGAAGAUUUAUCGUCUGAUCACACGUAAAACCUACGAGAUGCACAUGUUCCACAAGGCUUCACUGAAGCUGGGACUGGAUAAGGCUGUGCUCACACACAUGCGUCGUGAGAACGAAGAAGAAGGCGGCAAGAAACGGAACAAGAGCUCCAAGGCUCAAGAGUCGAAGGAGAUUGACGAGCUGCUUAAACGUGGAGCGUACGAUGUGUUCCGAGACGACGACAAUGCUGGCGAACAGUUUUGUGCGCUAGACAUCGACCAGAUCUUGCAGCGCUCGUCACAGAUCGUGCAGUACACGGAGCAGGCCCAAUCAAGCUUCUCCAAGGCUAGUUUCGUGUCAGCCACCACCUCGGACGAUGUCGAUCUCGAUGAUCCUGAUUUCUGGAAGAAAGCUGUGGGACUGUCUGAGCCUGACCCCGUAGAAGCCGAAGACUUACUACCGCAGCAACGCAAGCGUACCCGAGUGGCUCGUUUUGGCGAUGGCGGUAGCUUUUCGGACGGCAGUAUCUCAGACGAUGAGUUCGAGCAAGAGAAGCGCGACAAGGAAGAGCGUGAACGGCUUGAGGAGAAGAGUGCUCCUCGUGAAUGGACUCAAAAUGGACGUGAUCGUCUGCAGCGUGCACUGAUGCACUACGGAUUUGGUCGUUGGGAGAUCAUUCGUAGCCAGAGUGGCGGUAGUCGCUCUGUUAAGGAGGUGGAACGCUUUGCGCGUGGGUUUAUUUAUGUGUCGGCACUGGCGUGUGAUCAAAGGAAAGAUGACUCUACCUUUGUGAAGGCGUCGAUCCACGCUGCCAUGUUCGCUCAGAAGGAGAAUCUGAUCGAUGAAGAAGAAUUGUCGCCCGUGUUGAAGGAAGAGGACUUUGUGCUCAAGUCCAAACAGGGUGGCGGUCGUCGUGUGGUGGUUCGACUGGACAUGUUGCAAAGACUUCAGCAACUGGUGACCACGGCGUGCAAUGUGUGUGACGAGUUGUAUAAGGAAGACGAGGACUCCUCCAAGCCAAGACCCAAUCCUACUGCUAGUAUCGACGAACGUGCCAGAUACUAUGGCGUUGAUAAGCUGGUGCCUCAUAUCGAACUGGUUGACGUGGGUGAAAGGCCCGCGUGGACUCAAAUCACGCCGUGGUGGAACGAGGACGCCGACAGGAACUUGCUGAUGGGUGUAUUCCUUCACGGAUACGGCCGAUGUGCCCAAAUUCUGGCAGAUCCUCGUCUGUAUUUCGCGCGAUUAGAGAAAGCAGCUCGUGAUCAAGUAGAAGCAAGCAACGGGGGCAGCUCGAACCAGACGACUUCUGCUGCUUUACCAGCGAGAGAGGGUGCUGUAUCUGCAGAAGACGAUGUGGGUAUGAGCGACUCGGAAAGUGCCUCAAGCUCCGCGAACGAUGACAGUUCCGCCAAGAGUAAUGGGAAGGCUGAAGCUGAUGUGACUGCAGCUGCAAAUUCCUUUAAGCAGCCAGAAGUGCAGCAUAUGAAUCGCUUGCUAGGCUGGCUGCUGUCUGCAGAGGAAAUCAAGCGACGUCACGAGAAGGAGAAGUUCAAGAAAGAGCGUGUGGCCAUGGAACAGCGACGUCAAAUUGCUCAAGAAAUGCGUGCACGUACCAUGACAUUGCGUCGAUUGGAGCUGAAGGCCAUGCAGCUCGCUCAGGUGGACAUUCUUCGACAUAUGGCGGUGUUGCACAAUGCUCGACAACUCCCCGAAGCCACAGUGGCUCCUGCUUCACAUCAUCGAAUGAAAAAUACCGACUGGACUAAGGAAGAACGUCGCUCCUUCGCGUACAUGAUGGCAAUUCACGGUGCGCCACGGAUUUUGGCCAAGCGGGCUGUAGUUGCGCCUGAUGGGAGAGCUACACCAUCGAUGUUGCCGUUUGUGACGGAGCAAGCGCGAGAGUUCGCGUGGGAGACGGAUAGUGUGUCGUGGCGCAAUAUCGUCGAGUGGGGCAAUCUGAACAAGACGGCGAUGAUGGCCCGCACGUUUUACGAGACGAAAUUUGCCCCCAAGUGCCGUGAAGUGGCUCGUAUGCGGGCCGAUCCGCUGGGUUCUGAUCAACGUGCAGUGGCGUUGGGCGAUCUGAUUGGCAUUGAGUUCGUGGACGCUUACGAAGGUGUGCUGGCGCAUGGCCUCAAAGCGCGUAACACUGCCUGGGUUACCAUGCGGAGAACUCAAUUGCUUGAAGAUGUGCUGGAGAUUCUGUCAACCAAGCGGGUGGCGUUGGAGGCUUAUCUCAAGUCAGGACAGGAGAGUUUAGUGGCGGAUAUGCCCGUAUGGUGGUGUCCGUGGAUCCACGACUUGGGCGUAUUUUACGGCAUGGCUCGUCACGGUGUAUGCGGCUGGGAACGUAUAAUGCUGGACCGUCAAUUGCCGUUCCAUCGCCAGGCACGGGAGCACCAUAUUCGUACAGUGUUUCUCGAAGGUACACCCACGUUCCGACCGCUGUACCGUCAUCACUUUGAGUCGACAACGGAGAUGAAUGAUUGGUUUAUGCGCGUGAUGAACGAGUUCCCUUCUCUUUCCAUCUUGGAACGGAAAGUGGAGACGAUCUGCGCUGCUGUUCUUGAGGAAUUUGGAACUUCAGCUGAACGAUACGUGGAGCCAGAAGAGCGACGCGAGUUCAGUCUGUCACCACCAGGCAACUGUUUCGAGGAGCUGGUUUUGUCUCGCGUGAAGCAAGAGGAGGAGUUACUGCCUAGUAUCGAACCUCUCCCUGCUGGUACAGCAACAGACGAAGGAAAUGCUGGUCCUCCCGAAGCUCUAACUGCGUUUUUAAAUGAGUCACAGGGCCGACGCGACGAAUAUUUACGUGCAGCCGAAGCCUCGAACGCUAUCGGAUCGAGCGCUAAGGCUAACGAAGCUUCUGUAGUGGCUAAUGGUCAAGAGGAACAGAAAUCGUCGCAGAUUCCUAUUGAGAUGCUCGUCUCGUAGAGGAUGAACACUAAUUUGCAAGGAUAUAUGAGAAGACAAUAGAAAGAUGUUCUUGGCUAUUGCUAUUAAUCGUUUUUAGGGUGUGUGAAGG